Messenger RNA from Paramecium tetraurelia, 1710 nucleotides. RefSeq lists its product as uncharacterized. Gene Ontology annotation, biological process: peptidyl-serine phosphorylation; autophagy; autophagosome organization. Gene Ontology annotation, cellular component: cytoplasm; autophagosome. NCBI's taxonomy places the organism in Eukaryota, Ciliophora, Oligohymenophorea, Peniculida, Parameciidae. Gene Ontology annotation, molecular function: ATP binding; protein serine/threonine kinase activity. The record is from RefSeq and is a predicted model, not a curated record. The transcript is spliced from 3 exons.
AUGAGUUAUGAAACUAGAGUAAUAAUGAAUUAUUAGUUUAAUACUUGUGACAUUAUUGGAAGAGGGUUUAGCUCCAUAGUGUAUAAGGGUAUCAAUACCAUUACAAAGGAGAAUGUGGCCAUUAAAGUUAUCAAGAGGCAGUUUUCAGAUCAAUUGCCACUUAUUCAGAAUGAAAUCCAGAUCCUUUCCAAGCUCCAGGGACGCAAUAUUUUAAAGCUUUACGAACACUUCACAACUCAGAACAAUAUAUACAUCAUCACUGAAUACUGUAGGUAAGGAGAUCUAGGGUAGAAAUUAAAGCAGUUUGGUUACUUGAGAUAAGAAUAUGCUGUCGCUAUUAUUCGAUAAAUCAUAGAUGGUAUUUAUGUGAUGGCUUAACAAAAUAUUAUACAUAGAGACUUAAAGCCACAGAACAUAUUAAUUAAUGAGGAUGGUAUUAAAAUAGCAGAUUUCGGAUUCGCAAAGCCCUUAAAUCAAUUAUAAAACGAAAUGAAUGUUGGCACUCCUCUCUACAUGAGUCCAGAAACCAUAAUCAAAUCCUAAUAUAAUGCCAAAAGUGAUAUCUGGAGUCUAGGAGUCCUCUUUUAUGAAGUUCUAUUUGGAUACCCCCCCUGGUAAGCAUAGACUGAAUAGGAAUUGAUUUUUAAGAUUCUCAACCAACGCAUUUCCUUUCCUGAUGUUCCCCCUGUCUCUGAAACUGUGAAGGACUUUAUCAAACAGUGUCUCAUUGUCGAUCCUUAUUUGAGGUUAGGAAUUACAGAACUCCUUAAACAUCCCUUGAUUAAAAGGACAACAAAAAAAGCUGAAAAAUUUGUGAGACCAACAGAUACUGAAAGCACUGAGUAAACCAUUAAAUCUGAAAUUCCCAACAGUUCUGAACCAUGGACUUCAAAUAGUUCCAAUAAGAAAUUAGUUUAUGUGAAUUGCAAGAACCCUUAGGUCAACGCGAUCUUGAAUAAGUAUUUGAACACCAAAAACAAUUAAGUAACUAAUAAUAACACAGUUACUAAAAAUUAGCCUUUGUUAGAUGAAAUCUCAUUGAUACUUCAAAGUCAGUUCUCUUUGUGCAUAUUUCUUAAUAAUAUUAUAUCAAAAUUAAAGGAUUUCAAAUUGAUCACACCUUUGCUAAAUGAGAAGUGCAGGAUUAUUUUUUCAAAGCAUCUCUAAAGUAUCAAGGAUACCAUCUAUAAAUAAUUGAUUGAAAGUGAUAAUAAAUUUAAAUUUAAAGAUUGGUAACUCUUUUGCAAAGAAAAUGCUUAUAGUCGAUUUAGUGCUAAAUUCUUAUUAGAAAAUAACUAAUUCACUAAAACAUGUUAAGAAUAUAAUCAGAUGAUUAAAUCUAAUAAAUCAUUGAUAAUUGAAUAUUAAAAAUAUGACUCAGAGUUCUAUUAAAUUUUGUUUGGAUUAGAAUGGAAGGUCAUAAAGAAGAUAAUCAAAAAUUUAAUCAUCGAAUUUAAUCACAUCAUUGCUUAAAAUAUCGAUACCAGUAAUUUAUGUAAUAAAAUCAACAAAUCAUAAUAAAUUGAGAUUUCCUUCUUAUAACAAUUAUAUUAUUAUUAUGAAAUAGUCGAUAAGUAUUACUUGAAAGAAUUUGAUGAGAAGAAAUUUGCUCAGGAGUCCAACAUUCAAUAGUAUAUGGUAGUAAAGGAAUUGAAAAUCUCAGAUUAUUUAGAAUCGAGAUAACUAAUAAAGAGACUAAUGAAGUCAUGA